AUGCCAUCAAGUUCGAGAAACGAUGAUGAAUGUAUGCUCUAUGAUAUCUCCAUAGGUGUAGCAAUGGACACUUUCACUCCAACUCCAACUGUACCACAGCAAGCUAUACCAAUGGAACCAUACAAGCUACCAUCCGUACUCGAUUGUAAGCAUUGUGGCGCCAAAAGAUUUCCAUAUGAAACGCCCAAGUUUUGUUGCUCAGGAGGCGAGGUUCACCUUUACCCAAUUACUAUUCCAGCUGAGCUUCAACAGUUGUAUUCUGGUUUAGGGGCAGACUCAGCCCAUUUCCUACAGUACGUGAAGCCCUAUAAUGAGAUUUUCGCAUUUACAUCCAUGGGCGUACAUCUGGACCCUGUAUAUGCGAAACGAACUAAUGGGAUUUACACAUUCAGAGCACAAGGACAGAUCUAUCAUUUCAUUGAUAGUCUUUAUCCUUCUGAGGAAAUGCCAUCAUAUCUCCAGCUAUAUUUCUAUGAUACACAAAAAGAAAUAGAACUUAGAAUGGGUGAUAAGGAUAAAUUGCAGCCACAUAUUAUCUCAGGCCUGAUUAAUACAUUAAGGGCUAAUCCAUAUUCUCAGUUUUCCCGGAGUCUUUCUGAUUUGCCAAAUAUCGAUGAAUGUCAAAUUAUAUUAAGAGCAAAUCCUACAACUGAAGACUCGACUGCUUUACCACCAACUGUAUCGCAAGUAGUUGCUAUCUGGAUAGAAGAUGAAGAUGCCACAGAAUUACGAGAACAUGACAUAAUUGUUCGCAAACAAGAAGAUGGUCAUAGUCAAAAAAUCAGUUAUUACUAUGGCUGUUAUGAUCCUCUCCAGUAUCCACUUCUGUUCCCAUCUGGUGAAGCCGGAUGGCAUCAAGGAAUCAAGAAAGUUAAAGCAUCAAAUACCAUGAAACUUUGCUUAGGCCAAGGCAAAGUACUGCCAAACCAAUUAGCAACAGCAGAGGAGUUAAUAACUUUCACAGUUGAUAUGUACGUUAAAAUUGAGACAUCAAGGUUAGAUUAUUUCAAAAAUAAACAAGAGGAGAUUCGAGCUGAUUUAUAUCAAGGAAUUGUUGAUAGCAUUGGUCAAAGCGAAUCUGAUCCUUCUAAGAUAGGCAAGCGAAUUGUGCUCCCAGGUUCUUUUAUAGGAGGACCAAGGGACAUGCGCAAGCGAUACCUAGAUGCAAUGACAUUAGUAGAAAGAUAUGGCAAACCUGAUCUCUUCCUUACAAUGACAUGCAAUCCAAAUUGGCAAGAGAUCAAGAAUGAAAUGAAGCCACAUGAAGAAGCUCAAAACAGGCCUGACUUACUAUCAAGAGUAUUCAGAAGUAAACUGGAACAUUUGCAAAGAGAAAUAGUAAAAAAACAACUGUUUGGUCCUAUUGCUGUAUAUACAUUUGUAGUUGAAUUCCAAAAGAGAGGUUUGCCACAUGUACAUAUGCUGCUGAUACUUAAAAAGUCAUUCAAGCUUAACACAGUUGCAAAGAUCGAUGCAUUCAUCUCAGCUGAAAUACCAGAUAAAGAGAAGUAUCCACAUUUAUAUGCAAUGGUUCUAAAGCAUAUGAUGCAUGGGCCGUGUGGAAAGCUAGAUAUGACUAAGGUCUGCAUGCAGAAAGGAAAGUGUAGGAACAACUAUCCAAGAAGCUUCUGUGCAGAAACAACUAUCGAUGCAGAUGGUUAUUCAAUAUAUAGAAGGCAAGCAAUUGGUGAACAAGUUCAGAUUCGAGGCCAUAUGCUUGACAACAGGUGGGUUGUUCCAUAUAAUCCUUAUUUAUUGGCUACAUUUGACUGCCAUAUUAAUGUUGAGGUUUGCUCUACUAUUAAAGCAGUCAAAUAUCUAUACCAAUACAUAUACAAGGGGCAUGACAAGAUUAUUUACCGCCUAGCUACUUCAAAAUUUCUAGAAAACAUUAACGAGAUCCAGCAAUUUCAAAUCGCAAGAUGGAUAUCGCCACCUGAAGCAGUUUGGCGAAUAUUUCGAUUUUCGCUUCAUGAAAUGCGACCAGCCGUUAUCAGUUUGCAGUUGCACUUGGAGGGCUAUCAAUUGAUACCACUCAAGAAAGACUCAAAUCUGCAAAAUAUCGUAGAUAAUGAGUUCUUAUCCAGAACAAUGCUUACUCAAUUUUUCUGGAUGAAUGCAUACAACCCAUCAAGAUCAUGGACAGAGCGAAAACAGCAAGAAGUUGUUGGCCGAAUCAUCACAGCAAAUCCUAGCGAAGGCGAAAGAUAUUAUCUUCGGCUACUGCUUACUUAUAUUCCAGCGCCUACAUCAUAUGCAUAUCUCAGAACAGUAAAUGGCGUCACCUUUGAAUCAUAUAGAGAAGCAGCAAUCAGUCAUGGUCUACUAGAAGACGACAAAAGUAACGAAAAAUGCAUGGAAGAAGCAUCUACAUAUCGAAUGCCAUUCUCAUUGAGGCAACUAUUCUCCACCAUUCUUGUUUAUUAUGCUCCAGUGAAUCCAUUAGAGUUAUUCUUUAGAUUCGAAGACGAUAUGGUUGAAGACUAUAUCUCCAUACAGAAAAUUAGCAAAGAUACUGUGAGGCAAAUUCUACUCCAAACAUUAAACACAGAGCUUGAGUCUAUGGGCAAAAAUCUAAAUCAUUUUCAAUUGUCUCAGCUUAUUACUUCAGAUUCAAUGAAGAAAGCAACACCUAGGGAAGUAGAAGAUGAAAUGAACAUCCCUAUAUCAGAGGAUGAUCUGAAGAGCCCAGACUUAUUAAAUGAUGAGCAGCUAAUUGCUUACAAUGACAUAUUGGAUGUUGUUUUUCAUAAGAAGCCCAAAUGCUUCUUCAUUGAUGGGCCUGGAGGUACUGGAAAGACAUUUCUUUAUCGAGCUCUACUUGCAGCAGUUCGUUCGCAGCAUCAAAUUGCAUUGGCAACAGCCAGCUUUGGAGUUGCCGCAUCAAUUCUGCCGAAUGGAAAAACCACACAUUCUCGCUUCAAAAUCCCAAUUAAUUGUGAAGGCAAACUCUGCUGUGGCAUAUCAAAGCAAUCUGGCCUAGCUACUCUCAUCAAGGAAACCGCACUUAUUAUUUGGGAUGAAGCAUCAAUGGCAAAAAAAGAAUCAAUUGAAGCAUUAGAUUACCUCUUGCGAGAUCUUACAGAUAACGACACAUUAUUUGGAGGAAAAGUUGUGGUUCUAGGAGGCGAUUUUAGGCAAGUAUUACCCGUCAUUCCAAAAGGAACCAGGCAUGAUUGCAUUAAUGCAAGUAUAGUGAGAUCAUAUAUAUGGCAAUCACUAAUCAAGUUCAAGCUCACACAAAAUAUGCGUGCAAGGAUUGAUCCAGCAUUCAGUGCAUACAUUCUGCGAGUCGGAAAUGGUCUAGAAAUGGAAAAUGAAGCCGGAAAAAUCAAACUGCCUACAUCAUUAGUCCUGCAACCAACCUCAACAACCCCAUCUUUAGAUCAGUUAAUCCAAUUUGUAUUGCCAUCCUUCCAUAUUAGCACAUUCGACCCACUCUCUUUGACUGACUCAGCCAUCCUUACCCCCAAAAACAAAGCCGUCGAUGAAAUCAAUGAGAUAUUGCUUUCGAAAUUCCCAGGCAAAGAGCACACCUACUUGAGUUUUGAUGAAACAACUGAUCCGACUUAA
Molecule: messenger RNA, 3573 nt
Organism: Rhododendron vialii
Lineage: Eukaryota; Viridiplantae; Streptophyta; Magnoliopsida; Ericales; Ericaceae
Exons: 5
Coding region: 1-3573 (1190 amino acids)
Biological process (GO): telomere maintenance; DNA repair
Molecular function (GO): DNA helicase activity
Source: RefSeq, a predicted model, not a curated record